AUGUUGAAUCACUUAUCUGAAGAAGACGAAGACUUGGAAGCACCUGCUUCACUUAUACUAGAACGGCCAAAAAACGAUAGACCAACGCUGUUAUCAACUAGAGACCAUGUAUCAAUAGAGGAUAGGACAAUGUGGAGAUGGGCUAAUGUCGAGAAUAUGGACUAUUUCUUUCAAAGAGUAUAUGACUAUUAUCAAGGCAAAGGAAUUUAUUGUAUUUUACUAGCAAGAUUACUCAACCUAUUAACACUCUCCUUCAUGAUUGUAUUUUCUACCUUUCUCGUUGGCUGCGUCAAUUACUCAGAGAUACCCACAAGUCAUUCACUUGAUCAAGUGAUUGUCCCUCAAUGCUUAUCCAAGCUAUCUACAACCAAGUUUUUAUAUUUAAUCAUGUUUGUCCUAUGGUGGCUGUGGCAAGCGAUCCGAUUUGUUACAGAUAUACCUGCGCUCAAAGAGAUGUACAAUUUCUAUACCAUUCUGUUAAACAUACCUGAUGCAAGUAUAAAGAACUUAAGUACGGGAUUAGUACUCGAUCGAAUCAUUGAUAUCAGAGAGACCAAUCCUAAUACGUCAGAGCAAUCACCCAUACGGUUGACAGAACAUGAUGUGGCUAGUAGGAUUAUGAGAAAAGAAAAUUAUUUGAUUGCCCUCUUCAACAAGGAUAUAUUCAACCUGACGAUUCCUUUACCUUACUUAAGGCAUCGACAGCUAUUCACAAAGGACAUUCAAUGGAAUUUAUCUUUUUGUUUACUUGAUUUCGUAUUUGAUCAACGAGGACAAAUUAGAAAGAGAUUUCUAAAAGAAAAGAACAAGCAGAUACUAGUGGCAGGGCUUAAACGAAGAUUCAUCUUUAUGGGAUUACUGAACUGUGUUUUAGCACCAUUCAUAUUUAUCUAUUUAUUUCUCUUUUUCUUUUUUAAAUAUUUUGAGGAAUAUCACAAGGAUCCAAGUCGAAUUGGGUCAAGAACUUAUUCUCCCUUUGCCAAAUGGAAGUUUCGAGAGUUUAAUGAAUUACCUCAUCUGUUUGAUAAACGAAUCAAUCAAAGUUACGAAUACGCCAACCUGUAUGUCAAUCAGUUCCCCAAGGAAAAGACGAUCCUUUUUGCGAGGUUUGCGUCAUUUAUUGCUGGCUCAUUUGCUGGCGUGUUGGCUCUUUUUAGUUUAUUUGACUCUGAAGCGCUACUUAAUUUUGAAAUUACGCCCAACGGUACCGUCUUGUUUUACCUUGGCGUCACAGGUACGAUCUUUGCUGUCACACGUGGCAUGAUUCCGGAUGAGAAACAAGUUUUUGACCCGGAAACGACACUGAAGCAAGUGAUUGAAUAUACACACUAUUUACCAUCUAAAUGGAAGCAUAAGCUGCACACGGAUCAGGUGCGGGCUGAUUUCUGUCUUUUGUUUGAUUACAAGGUUGGAUUGUUCUUACAGGAACUAACAAGUGUGCUCUUUGCACCACUUGUCCUUUGCUUCUCACUUCCUAAAAGUGCCGAACAGAUCAUCGAUUUCUUUAGAGAAUUUACGGUUCAUGUCAAUGGACUUGGUUAUGUUUGCAGUUUUGCGCAGUUUGAUUUUGAAAAGCAUGGCAAUCCGAGAUAUGGGGUCGAAGGCGUGCUCGUAGAGGAUGAGUAUUAUUUAAGCAACGAAGGCAAGAUGGAAAAGAGUUUUCUCAAUUUUAAGGCUAAUCAUCCUCAUUGGAUACCAAAUGAUAUGGCUGGUUCGCUUUACCUAUCAAGACUAGAAAGAUUUAAAAAUCAGAAGAGACAAAAUGACAUUACAAAAGAUGAACCAUCUCCGAUAAGAUUGAAUAAGUAUGGUAUUCCAAGCAAUUUAGGUGAUUCAUUUGAGCCUAGUACACCUCCUUUCCAGAGUCAACAACAUCAUGAAGAAGAAGAAGAGGAAGAAGAAGAAGAAUCUACCAAGAAGAACGUUGUGGGUCUCUUGAAUCAAUUCUAUGACUUGAACAAUCGUCCCUAA
Rhizopus microsporus ATCC 52813 is the source of this 1971-nucleotide messenger RNA. RefSeq names its product APG9-domain-containing protein. Lineage: Eukaryota; Fungi; Mucoromycota; Mucoromycetes; Mucorales; Rhizopodaceae. Gene Ontology annotation, biological process: protein localization to phagophore assembly site; autophagy of mitochondrion. Bases 1 to 1971 code for a protein of 656 amino acids. Gene Ontology annotation, cellular component: autophagosome; phagophore assembly site. The record is from RefSeq and is a predicted model, not a curated record. The transcript has 7 exons.